Molecule: messenger RNA, 2903 nt
Organism: Sorex araneus (European shrew)
Lineage: Eukaryota; Metazoa; Chordata; Mammalia; Eulipotyphla; Soricidae
Gene: CRAT
Product: carnitine O-acetyltransferase
Exons: 15
Coding region: 617-2494 (625 amino acids)
Biological process (GO): carnitine metabolic process, CoA-linked
Cellular component (GO): peroxisome
Molecular function (GO): carnitine O-acetyltransferase activity
Source: RefSeq, a predicted model, not a curated record
GAGAGUCGAGCUCCAGGGCACCGGACGACUGAGAUGGGUGUAAACUACCGCCUCCCCCAAUUUAGGCAUCGUUGGGCGGUGGGAGAGGGCAAACCGAAUAGCGGUCUCCACCCGGAUCCCUUUCCGGGGCACCGCUCCUGGAGGGGGCCUCCCAUCAGCUGACUGCAGCCUCGGCCCCGCCCUCGGACACGCCCCUGCGCGAUGGCCCCGCCCACCCCAAACACUGGCCCCGCCCCGCGCUCCGGGCUAUCCCGGGCUCGCGGCUAGCGGGAGGCCCCGCCCCUACAGUCCACCUCUUAGGGGCCGCUUGGCCGCGGCGGGCUGGCCGGGUGGUCGCCAGGCCACUCUCCCUGCUGGCGGCCGCGACUUGGUGACUUCCCUGGAGGCUCUGGCCAGGACUCAACAGCGACAGCGGCGCGUUGAGGACUUUGCCCAGCGCGGGGGGGCUGGAGUGGACUCGCGUCCAAGGGCAGGCCCCAAGAUGUUGGCCCUGGCGGCCAGGACCGCGCCCAGGCAAGUGUCUGUCCCUUUCUGGGCUCCCCUCGGCCCCGGGUAGCACAGUUAGGCUUUAGCGCCCCGGCCCGAGGCAGACAGGGCUCAGAGCCUCCGUCCCGCCAUGGAGGACGGGCAGAAGGAGCAGGUGCGGCCCCCGGGCCUCCUCAAGCCCGCCUCCCUCAUGAAGACGCCCGGCCGCUUCCAGGCCCACCAGGACGCGCUGCCCCGCUUGCCCGUGCCCCCGCUGCGGCAGACCCUGGACCACUACCUCAAGGCCCUGCAGCCCAUCGUGAGCCACGAGGAGUGGGCCCAGACCAAGCAGCUGGCCGAGGAGUUCCAGGCCGCGGGGGGCGUCGGCGAGCGGCUGCAGAGGGGGCUGGAGCGUCGGGCCAAGAAGUCCGAGAACUGGCUGUCCGACUGGUGGCUGCAGACGGCCUAUCUCCAGUACCGCCAGCCCGUGGUCAUCUACUCCAACCCCGGCCUGCUGCUGCCCAAGCAGGAUUUUGUGGACCUGCAGGGCCAGCUACGGUUCGCCGCCAAAGUCAUUGAGGGGGUUCUGGAUUUCAAGUUCAUGAUUGACAACGAGACCCUGCCGGUGGAGUACCUGGGGGGCAAGCCGCUGUGCAUGAACCAGUACUACCAGAUCCUGUCGUCCUGCCGUGUGCCCGGCCCCAAGCAGGACUCCGUGGUGAACUUCUGCCGCGCCAAGAAGCCGCCCACUCACAUCACCGUGGUGCACAACUACCAAUUUUUCCAGCUGGAUGUGUACCACAGCGACGGGACCCCCCUCACGGCCCAGCAGCUCUUCGUGCAGCUGGAGAAGAUCUGGAACUCCUCCCUGCAGGCCAACAAGGAGCCCGUGGGCAUCCUCACCUCCAACCACCGCAACUCCUGGGCCAGCGCCUACAACAUCCUCAUCAAAGACAAGGUGAACCGGGACUCCGUGCGCUGCAUCCAGCAGAGCAUCUUCACCGUGUGCCUGGACGCGCCCAUGCCCCGCGUGCCCGACGCCGCCUACCGCAGCCACGUGGCCGGGCAGAUGCUGCACGGGGGCGGCGGGCAGCUCAACAGCGGCAACCGCUGGUUCGACAAGACGCUGCAGUUCAUCGUGGCCGAGGACGGCUCCUGCGGGCUGGUGUACGAGCACGCGGCCGCCGAGGGCCCCCCCAUCAUCUCCCUCCUGGACCACGUCAUGGAGUUCACGAAGAAGCCCGAUCAGCGGCCGUCGGCCAUGGUGCCCCUGCCCAUGCCCAAGAAACUGCGCUUCAACAUCACCCCCGAGAUCAAGAACGAGAUCGAGAAGGCGAAGCAGAACCUCAGCAUCAUGAUCCAGGACCUGGAAAUGAACAUGCUCAUGUUUCCCCACUUCGGCAAGGAUUUCCCCAAGUCGCAAAGCCUGAGCCCCGACUCCUUCAUCCAGAUGGCACUGCAGCUUGCCUACUACAGGAUCUACGGGCAGGCCUGUGCCACCUACGAGAGCGCGUCCCUGCGCAUGUUCCACCUGGGCCGCACCGACACCAUCCGCUCGGCCUCCAUGGAGUCGCUGGCCUUCGUCCGGGCCAUGGAUGACAUCAGCGUGACGGAGCUGCAGAAGGUGGAUCUCCUGCGGAAGGCGGUGCAGGCCCACCGCGCCUACACAGACCGGGCCAUCCGCGGGGAGGCCUUUGACCGCCACCUCCUGGGCCUGAAGCUGCAAGCCGUGGAGGACCUGGUGAGCCUGCCGGACCUCUUCAUGGACCCGUCCUACGCUGUCGCCAUGCAUUUCAACCUCUCCACCAGCCAGGUCCCCUCCAAGACGGACUGCGUCAUGUUCUUCGGGCCCGUGGUGCCCGACGGCUACGGCGUCUGUUACAACCCCCGGGAGACCCACGUCAACUUCUCCGUGUCGGCCUACAACAGCUGCGCCGAGACCAGCGCCGGCCGCCUGGCCCAGCAGCUGGAGCAGGCGCUACUGGACAUGCGGGCGCUGCUGCAGGACUACCCCCGGGCCAAGCUCUGAGCCUGGCGCGGCGACCGGACCCAGCAGCCGCGCCUGCGGCAUGCGGCACAUCACGCCUCCUGUGCGGGGCGGCCCCAGCCCUGGCGGAAGCCCCUGUCGGGACCCAGCAGGACGCCAGCCCGGCUCUGCAGGGCAGGAAGGGCGUGUCCCCGCCCGGCCCGCCCCGCUGUGGACCGUCCCUGCGGCGGGUGCCGUCAGACCCGGGUCUGCGCCCCGACGCUCCCAGGCCCUAGAGACUGAGCUGGAAGCUGGGGGCUGAGAGGCCCGGGUCCCUGGCGUGCUGCCCGGGGAUGCCCCAGACUCACCCCCACCCGGGGAGGGCAGCCCUGCCCGCCACUCCUGGCCGUCCCAGAGCACAGUGUGUGACGGGGCAGCACGGAGCCAAUAAAGGCAGUGGCCAGUGGCCGGA